AUCCAUGGACUCAAUAAUAACUCCUUAGUACUGGACUAUGUUAACUCUCUAAUCCAUGGACUCAAUAGGAGCUCUUUAAUAAUGGACUAUGUUAACUCUCUAAUCCAUGGACUCAAUAAUAACUCCUUAAUACUGGACUAUGUUAACUCUCUAAUCCAUGGACUCAAUAAUAACUCCUUAAUACUGGACUAUGUUAACUCUCUAAUCCAUGGACUCAAUAAUAACUCCUUAAUACUGGACUAUGUUAACUCUCUAAUCCAUGGACUCAAUAAUAACUCCUUAAUACUGGACUAUGUUAACUCUCUAAUCCAUGGACUCAAUAAUAACUCCUUAAUACUGGACUAUGUUAACCCUCUAUUCUAUGGACUCAAUAAUAACUCCUUAAUAAUGGACUAUGUUAACUCUCUAAUCCAUGGACUCAAUAAUAACUCCUUAAUACUGGACUAUGUUAACCCUCUAUUCUAUGGACUCAAUAAUAACUCCUUAAUACUGGACUAUGUUAACUCUCUAAUCCAUGGACUCAAUAGGAACUCUUUAAUAAUGGACUAUGUUAACUCUCUAAUCCAUGGACUCAAUAAUGACCCCCGAACAAUUGAAACUAACUUUUGA
Molecule: messenger RNA, 609 nt
Organism: Lottia gigantea (owl limpet)
Lineage: Eukaryota; Metazoa; Mollusca; Gastropoda; Lottiidae
Exons: 1
Source: RefSeq, a predicted model, not a curated record